AUGAUCAAGGACCUAAUUUUCGAACGCAUUAGCAAGUGCCCCAAGCCCGAGGGUGUGACCUACGCCUACGGCACCGCCGGUUUCAGAAUGAAAGCUGAUUUGUUGGACUACGUCAACUACACUGUUGGAAUCUUAGCCCUGUUGAGAUCCAAGUAUUUGAAGGGCCAGACUGUCGGUGUCAUGGUCACUGCUUCCCAUAACCCUCCUCAGGACAACGGCGUGAAGGUUGUGGAUCCUUUGGGUAGCAUGUUGGAGAGCUCAUGGGAAAAGUAUGCCACUGACUUGGCCAAUGCUAGUCAUCCGGAGUUGGCGGGCGCCGUGGAAAAGCUCGUUAAGGAGUUGGGAAUUGAUUUGAACACCCCAGCCAACGUUGUGAUUGCCAGAGACUCUCGUGAAUCCUCCUCGAGAUUGUCUGACGCUACAAUUGCUGGCGUGGAGUCUAUUCCAGCCUCUACCUUCACCGAUUACGGUUUGUUCACUACACCUCAAUUGCACUACGUGACACGUACUACGAAUGAUCCUGCCUUUGGCGUGACCCUGGAACAGGGCUACUACCAGAAAUUGGCCGACUCCUUCAAGGAGAUCUUCAAGUACGGGGGAGACGAAAAGGUGGAGAUCACCGUGGACUCUGCCAACGGUGUGGGAGCUCCUAAAGUCAAGGAUCUCUUUGAAAAGUACUUGAACGACGAGAUCAGCUACUCUUUUGUCAACAACGACUACACUAAACCUGAAUUGCUUAACUUCGAUUGCGGUGCUGAUUACGUCAAGACCAACCAGCGUCUUCCAAAGAACGUUUCCCCUACACCAGGCAAGUUGUACGGCUCAUUUGACGGUGACGCAGACAGAUUGGUUCACUAUUACCAGACUGAAGACGGUACUUUCAAGUUGUUGGAUGGUGACAAGAUUGCCACCUUGAUUGCCUUGUUCUUGCAGAGAUUGUUGUCUAAGAUCGACACUUCCAAACUCAAGUUGGACAUUGCCGUUAUCCAAACCGCAUACGCUAAUGGUUCUUCCACGAAGUACGUCUCGGAUGUCUUGAAAUUGCCUGUUCGUUGUACACCUACAGGUGUGAAGCACUUGCACCACGAGGCUGAGAAGUACGACGUCGGUGUUUACUUCGAGGCCAACGGCCAUGGUACCGUCAUUUUCUCCAAGGAUGCUGAGGAGAAGAUUUUUGCUCACGAGGCAGCCUCGCCUGAAGAAACUGAGGCGUUGAAGGUGCUCCAGCAGUUCACCAAGUUGAUCAACCAAACCGUGGGUGAUGCCAUCUCCGACUUGUUGACUGUUUUGGUCAUUCUUCACUACUUGAAGUUGACGCCAGAGCAGUGGGACCAAGAGUACACGGACUUGCCAAACAAGUUGGUGAAGGUGGUGGUUCCUGACCGUACUGUUUUCAAGACUACAAACGCCGAGCGGACCUUGGUGGAGCCCGCCGGAAUGCAAGAUAAGAUUGAUGAGAUUGUUUCAAAGUACUCUGAGGGAAGAUCAUUCGUGAGGGCCUCGGGCACUGAGGAUGCUGUUAGGGUAUAUGCUGAAGCUGACACCAAGGAGCAUGCAAAUGAGUUGAGUGAGGAGGUGUCAGCGUUGCUCAAGUGA
This is a messenger RNA of Candidozyma duobushaemuli, 1596 nucleotides long. It is a transcript of the gene AGM1, whose product is annotated as phosphoacetylglucosamine mutase. Gene Ontology annotation, biological process: carbohydrate metabolic process; UDP-N-acetylglucosamine biosynthetic process. Bases 1 to 1596 code for a protein of 531 amino acids. The record is from RefSeq and is a predicted model, not a curated record. Lineage: Eukaryota; Fungi; Ascomycota; Pichiomycetes; Serinales; Metschnikowiaceae. The transcript has a single exon. Gene Ontology annotation, molecular function: phosphoacetylglucosamine mutase activity; magnesium ion binding.